Clonostachys byssicola is the source of this 1242-nucleotide messenger RNA. NCBI's taxonomy places the organism in Eukaryota, Fungi, Ascomycota, Sordariomycetes, Hypocreales, Bionectriaceae. The record is from the annotation of a GenBank genome assembly.
AUGGUCAUCACAGCCGUGGUUACAGAAAAAGAGGCCAGCUUACUGCUUGCGCCUCAGAAAACAACCUUCAAGCUUCCUCAUGCCGAGAAGUCCAACGGGAAGAUUGUGCCGAUCCAGCAUGACCCGUCCAAAAAAGUGAACUUCGGUGCCGAAGUGUACGGCAUCGACUUGAAUAACUUUUCUGACGCCGAUUUUGAUUUCAUUCAUGACGCUUUGCAUCGCCAUAAACUCCUUGUGUUCAAGGAACAGCCAGCUAUGCUGAAGCCCGAACAACAAUACAAACUCACUUCAAGCUUUGAUCCUCAUGAGAAAACCGGCGGGUUUGCCCACGGUGCUGACCCAUUGCUGGCAACUCACAACGGCGUCAACAUCUAUGGAAUUCCGAAACGUCCAGCCAUCCCCGUGCAGCCGCAAGUUCAUAUCUUGGGUCGUGGUCCCGUUCCCGAGAAUCAUUAUUCUUUCCCCCCUGGUUUCGAAAUCCAAGGAAUUGAUCAUGAGGAGUUCCAUCUGCCCCCUCAUAUUCCCUCCGACGAACGUGAGAAGGGCGCUAGUAGAUUCUACCAGUGGCAUUUCGAUGGUGCGCUCUAUAAGAUUCCCCCUCCCAGAGUUGGAUGCCUGCUAGCCGUGCGAACACCCAAGGGUCCCGACGUAAAUGUGCGUUGGGAUGACGGUACAGGCACAAGUAUGACCAUCGCACCAGGAGCUACCGCCAUGGUCGAGGGCUCCCGUGCAUUGGAUAUCUUGGACGAAGAAACUCGUAACAUUGUCUUGAAUAGCCGGAUUGAAUACGCGCCCCAUGCUUUCGUUUGGAUGUCGACAGCGCAUAGCUCCCGGUUGGGGCACUUAAUCGAAACCGAGGGUUUGGAGAAACCAUUGGACGAACUGCCACCUUGGAAACCAGAGCAUGUGUGUAUCUAUCCAAUGGUAUGGACUAACCCCGUUACGGGUGAGAAGUCGCUUCAGGUGCAUGGGCAGGGAGCCUUCAAGCUGUAUCUGAAGAGCGCACCGGAUGCAGAGGAGAAAGUGGUGGACGACCUUAAAGAAGUGAGAGCCUUCAUGAACAGAAUCAUGAGGCCUGCGUUGGAGCCUGAAAACAUAUACGCCCAUCGACACGAAGAGCAGGACGUGAUACUUUGGUACAACCGUGCCUUGUGGCAUUCUAUUACGGAGUUCCCCAAAUCAUACGGGCCUAGAAUCAUGCACCAGUGUAACGUUGCCGCAAGUGAUCACCCCUCCGGAUGA